UCUACGCGUUCUACAUCUUGCGUGUACACUUCCCUCGAUAUCGGCUCGUCCGCGUUUCUACUUUUAACAGCGCCGAGAAUCGUCGACGAUUUUUGCCAAGAUCAAGAUUUUAACCCUUUUUCAAACUUUAGAAAUUCCACGUAUAUAUAUAUUUUUUUAAUUCCUCGAUACAUCUUUACAUUCUCAUUAUUUGUUCAAAUAUAUAUGGAAUGGAUAUUUCUAAUUUUAGUAAAAAAAUAUGUAAUUUAUCGCAUAAAAUUAAAAUUUCAUUAUGCUAUAAUAAUUGUUUCUUUAAUCUAAUAAAAGUACGUAAUUGUAUCGUAUCAUGAUAGAUAAAUUAUCGUUGCAAUUACAAAGAAUCGGGGGAUAAACACUUACGAGAGCUAAAUCGAUAAUUCUUAUCUUUCAAAGAAUCUCUUUUGCUCUUACUCGCGAAACGAGUUUUAUUAUCUAUUUUCCAAAAAAAAAAAGAAAAAAAAAGAAGAAGAAAGAAACAUUUCCAAUUCCCAAUAACACGCGUUUUUUUCGUUUCCUUUGCUCGCGAUUGGAAAAUAAAAAAAAGAAAAGAAAAAAAAUACGGCGAUAAUAACCGAGUAAUACCGUGUCAUUAUCUUAUGCGCUGUUCGCUUUCUCGUUCCCCGACCGUAAUAACGCGUAUUGGGAGGGUGGCGCGGUGAGGUGGGUGAGCGCGAAUGAAUGAUGCAUGAGCCGAGGGGGAGGGGCGUGGGCGGCGAAGAAACGCGGCGAAAAAUGGAUAAAGCGGCGCCGCGGAAUUUAACGCGCGAUCGUCAUUACGAACGAGGGCCGAAUCCAGUCACGUGGCCAUCGCCGAUUCCGAUAAUUCGCCUCGCUUCCGCUCUCGCGCGCAGCAACUCUGUAAUAUUCCAUCCACGUAGAUCUACGUGGACGUAAGCUGUAAACAAGCUGCUCGCAGAAGAUGCCACGCAAGCGACGCGCCUCGACGCCGACGUUGGAAGCGGACGAAGACGAAUUCGCAUCCGAGGGGAAGUACAGCAAGGAUGAUUUGGAGAGCCGUGCGCCGAGGAACGCGGCUAACGCUAGGGAACGGGCUCGAAUGAGGGUGCUAAGCAAGGCGUUUUGCAGAUUAAAAACGACUUUACCUUGGGUACCGGCCGACACGAAACUCAGCAAAUUGGACACCCUCCGCCUGGCGGCUACGUACAUCGCUCAUCUUCGAGCGGUUCUCAGAGACGACACGGACGCGCAUUCCGAGACCAGAUCUUUGUCUUUGGCUCUAUCAUGGCCGUUUACUUUUCAAAGUGGUAACUCUUCCAUGUUGAUGAACAACAGUUGUAACGUAUCAUCGUCAACUUCAUCGAGUCCUAAUCAGUACCGUGGUCAGCAGGGAGCACACGAGAUCCAGAAUUUCCAUCAUUCUGGACAUCAUCAAGCCAUGUCACUACGUCAUAAUCACGAGUCGCUUUCCUAUUUCUAAUAAAGCUUUUUUAUCGAAGGGAUAUACGAGAAAAGAACAUUCUGUUCGUGAACAAAAAAAAAGAAAAAAAUUUCUUCACUUGCAACAGCGUUAUUAUAUAAAAUCGUGAAAAUGAAAAUUUAUAUUUAUUUCAGAGUGCCUUAUCUAUCUUUUUAAUAUUUAUUGAUCUAUAUUCAUUUUAAGGACAUUUAUUGUAAUAUCUUUAGAUUAGAUCACAUUAUUGUAACCAAAGCGUAAAUACUAGUCCAAUAAAAUAUUUCUAUACAGUUAUAAACUGCAA
Molecule: messenger RNA, 1736 nt
Organism: Apis laboriosa (Himalayan honeybee)
Lineage: Eukaryota; Metazoa; Arthropoda; Insecta; Hymenoptera; Apidae
Gene: HLH54F
Product: transcription factor 21
Exons: 3
Coding region: 938-1456 (172 amino acids)
Biological process (GO): regulation of transcription by RNA polymerase II; developmental process
Molecular function (GO): protein dimerization activity; RNA polymerase II transcription regulatory region sequence-specific DNA binding; DNA-binding transcription factor activity, RNA polymerase II-specific
Source: RefSeq, a predicted model, not a curated record